Thlaspi arvense is the source of this 1526-nucleotide messenger RNA. NCBI's taxonomy places the organism in Eukaryota, Viridiplantae, Streptophyta, Magnoliopsida, Brassicales, Brassicaceae. The record is from the annotation of a GenBank genome assembly.
GUACGUGGUCUCUUGCCUUUAAAAAGGGUCAAACACAGUAUAGCUUGGAUCCUUCUUUGCUUGUCCCUGAUCUCUCCCAAUCUCUCCUCUUCAUUCUUUUUGUGUUUCACUGAUCUCUAUCGAUAAUGGGUUCGAGUUUUCAUUACACUAUCGACCUCAACGAAGAUUAUAACCAUCAACCUUUUCUCUCCCCUCUUGGAUCCUCUCUUCAUCAUAAUCAUCAUCAAUCUCUUUUUAAUCCCUCUUCUUCAUCAUCUUCUUUGACUUCACCAUCUCUUUCCUACUUCCCUUUCUUGUCCAACUCUCACCAAGAUCAAGUACAGGUUGGGUACAACAACAACACUUUUCAUGGUUUUCUUGAUCCCCAUCUCUCCCAAUCCCUCGAGGGCAAGAAGUUUGUAUCUAACGGUGGAUCAUCAUCAAGCGAUCAAGUGGUGCCAAAAAAGGAGACACGACUAAAAUUGACGAUAAGGAAGAAAGAUGAUCAUCGAGAGCAAAUCGAUAUAAAUCCUCAAUAUCCGACAAAAGGCGAGACCGAAACUAAUUCUCUCAAGUGGGUUUCUUCGAAGGUGAGAUUGAUGAAGAGGAAGACGAUGAUCACCACCAUCGACAACAACAAACAACACGUUGAUAGCGACCAAUCUUUGAACCUAAGCAAUCUCGAAGGAGAUCACCAUGUUCAUCACAAGAAAAUCUCCACAAAUCAGUACAAUACCAUUGUCAACGAAAAUGGUUACAACGGAAGUAACAAUUGCGUGAUUAGGAUUUGCUCCGAUUGUAACACGACCAAGACUCCUCUUUGGAGAAGCGGCCCGAGAGGUCCCAAGUCUCUUUGUAACGCGUGUGGAAUAAGGCAAAGGAAGGCAAGGCGAGCCGCUGCAGCCGCAGCCGCAGCCUCUGAUGUGUCACCACCGCUCCUAAAGACGAAUAUGCAAAACAAGAACAAGAGAUCAAAUGAAGUAUAUAACAUUUCUCCUCCUUUGGUUCCAAAGGUAAAGAAAUGUAAGAUGGCGAUGACGUUGGAGGAGGAGGAGGCGGUGAUGGAGGCUGAAACAGCCGGGGAUUUGAAUACUCAAAGCAAAUCCGAGAUGCCGUUUUCUUCUUCGACAUCUUCCUCUUCAAACAAGUUUUAUUUCGAUGAUCUAGCAAUAAUCUUGAGCAAAAGCUCAGCUUAUCAGCAAGUUUUCCCUCAAGAUGAGAAGGAGGCAGCCAUUUUACUAAUGGCUUUGUCGUACGGAAUGGUUCACGGGUGAUUAUUAUAUAAUUACCUCUUUACCAUAAUCCCUCAUAACUAUACAAACAUCCAGAUUAUUUGUUUGAUUGAAUUUUGUUCUUGCAGUGAUAGAUUCAUAUUAGUCCAACUCUAUAAUAAGAGACUGUUGGGUUUUAAUAGAUUCUAAUAUAGUUAGUAUAUUUUGUAUGGAACUUUAUAUUCUGAUAUUGUGUGGUUGUUCUUGAUCAUUCACAUGUUCAUCGUGUUUUUUAAGAUUUGAGGAUUAAUAUAAAAAGUUACAUUCAUUUAUCAA